Cladocopium goreaui is the source of this 6204-nucleotide messenger RNA. The record is from the annotation of a GenBank genome assembly. Lineage: Eukaryota; Dinophyceae; Suessiales; Symbiodiniaceae.
AUGGCGGCCCGUGUGGCCCGUGUGGCUUUUUUGAUCGCAGUGCAGUCCGUCACAGCUUCCGAGGAAACUUUUAAGGCGUUCAUUUCGCGAUAUGGUCGCGAUUAUGAUUCCGGCACCUACCGGGAGCGCUUCCGGUUGUUCGAGAGCCGGGCUGAGGAGGUGCAUCGGUUAAAUGCGAAUCCGAAACGACGCUGGACGGCUGGCUUGGGACCGCUAGCAGAUUACACGGACGAGGAGUUGGCUGAACUUCGUGGCUGGCGAGGCACUGCAACUGCAGAAGGCCCCCAGGCUGCGCAGGCUGCGUUGGUCCAGGUGAAUAGCUUGCCAGAGCAAUUUUUGAACUGGACGACAUUGUCCUCUUUGCAGAACGUCUUUGAUCAGGGCAGCUGCGGCUCCUGCUGGGCCGUCACAAGUGCUGUGGUGCUCAUGGCACAUGCAGAGAUCUACCAAUCACCACAGCGGAGCUUUUCAGUUCAGGAGCUGGUGGACUGCGUGCCAAAUCCCAAUGCCUGCGGGGGCACCGGUGGAUGUUCAGGGGCCACGGUGGAACUGGCGAUGAACUACGCCAUGCACUUGGGCCUUCGGGAAGAAACUCAAAAUCCUUACCGACGCAGAACUGGAAGAUGCGGACUCUCAGGUGGCUCAGGUGGCUCGCUCUCUGCGUUUCAGGCAGAUGGCCAUCGAGAGGAUCUUGGGGAGGAAGCGGUUGACAUUGUGAAUCAAACAGCAGCGCAGAAUUACGAGGAUUUGGCAGCACUGAAGUACUUGCAUGAGCACCAGGACAUGUCUUCAGUGGGUGCUCACCUAGCGGCGAAGGAUUCCUUGGGCUUGCAGAGUGGUCUCAGAGGUUGGCAGCGACUUCCAGUGAACAGCUAUGAGCCGCUGCUCCGUGCGGUCUACGAACGUGGUCCCGUGGGCGUUUCAGUGGCAGCGAGGACCUGGCACCUCUACUCCACUGGUGUCUUCGACUAUUGUGAUCAGGAUGCGGUUAUCGACCAUGCGGUCACCCUCAUUGGCUUCGGACGAGAUGAGAUGAUCUCCGAGAAGUUCUGGCUAAUCCAAAACUCCUGGGGGCAUCGCUGGGGAGAGGGUGGUCGGAUUCGGUUGCUGCGAGAUGAAGAGCAACGGUGCGGCUGGGAUCGACAAGCGCAGAAAGGAACGGCGUGCAAAGGCGACCCAAGCCGCGUUCGUGUCUGUGGAUCCCGCAAGGUCUUUACGAACGACUUUCUAACGCCUUUGAACAUUUUGAACAUCCGUGUUAGGUCAGAGAUGCAGAAGCAGGUUGAGGCUCGGCCUGGGCAUUUGGGCAUUUGGCACGUUUGGCAGGACAAACAAACAGCAAAAGGCAUCCGUGCCGCUCGGCGAGCCAUGACCAGUGAUGAUUCGUUACGAGAUCAGCUAUGUCAAAUAGAACAAAGCUUGGGUGUUUGUCAUGUGGCGGAGGUUCAGGCAUGGCAGGUCAAAGACACCGCAAAGACUGUCGAGAUCCCAAUGCCUGACAGUGCACUGGCUGGAAGUUUAAUUCGAAAAGAUUCGGGCCGAAUUCAACCGCUUCAAGCGCUUCAAGCGCUUCAAGCGAACUCAGCACUUCAAACUCAGCGCUUUGGGCCACAGCCGCAGAUGCUCCAGGUGCCGGCGCCAGGACCGCCACAACCGCCGCCGUCGGGACCGCCGUCGGGACCGCCGUCGGGACCGUCGGGACGGGGUGAAAGUCAUUUGGGCGUCGCUCCUGCACCGUUGGACGCCGGUUUGAUGACGAAGCUGGAUGCUGCCGUGGAUCAGUUGAUCAAGGGCAGCGUUCGUCGUUUCACCGAAGUCAUCGAGUUGGGCCCCGCGACGGGCGCGACGGGCACCACUGGAGUUGCUGGUGCUGUGCUGAAGGUGGCUCCACGGCUGCCGCAGCAACUGGCAGAGAUUCGACAGCAGCUGCGUCAACUCUCAGCGGAUUGCGAUCGUUUGCAGGCUUUAGCCCAGGAGGAUGGGAAUGACGAUGCCAUCGAAAACAUGGAAGCAGAGCAUGCAAACACGAUGUCCACUUGUCCUUGUCUCAUGCUGGGCUUUUUGCUGCGAAGAUGUGGAGUCUAUGGUUUGUAUUUCCACAACGACGAGCAGCGCUUCGUCCUGUCCAUCUCUGUAGAGAGAGAUCGUCACGAGAGUGACGAGAACAAUCAGAAUGAGCCAAAACAGGAGAGGAACAAUCUUCUGGAUGGUCUACGGGAUGGUUUUCGAGCUUCUUCUCAGGUCAUACUGAAGGGUUCCAGCAGGCUCGACACUCGCACUUUAGGCACAGUCUGGACUGAGACUGCAGAGGUCCGCCGUGCUUUGUUGGUGGGUCUGUGUUACCCGGCCACGAAUGCUGCGGCCAAACUUCCAGAACUCCAUGGAUCGUGGAAUGACGUCACGGACAUGCAAGAUUGGCUUCAGUCUGAGAACCUGUUCUCUGCCUCCGAGAUCCGCACGCUGACGGAUCAGCCCGGAAACGAGGGAAACGGCCGCGUGUCCCGAGAGCAGAUUUUGCAGGGCCUGCGAUGGUUACUCCUUGGUGACGGAUCUAGAGGCGAGGCACGGCUUUUGUUUCACUUCUCCGGGCAUGGCGAUGGACUGAAACUCUGUCCCAGCGAGGAAUCGGACCUACCAAUUUCGGACGGGGAACUCUCAGAGAUGAUCAAUGAGUUCCUCCCAGCCAAUGCGACCUUAACCUGCAUCUUCGAUUGUUGCGACGGCACCAAGAUGUUGGACGGGCUGCUGAAACAUCCCAUUGCCUUUGGAACAACAAAGCCUUCCGUACCAGAGGAGCGGCUGAACCAGGUAGCACAAGACCUGGCUGAAAGCGUGAGGAUCACAGAUAUUUUGUCGCAGAAAAUCGAGGCCGUCGAACGGCAGUUUACCCUGGAACUCUCCAGCCACAAAGAGGACGUGGUGCAGAAGCUUCAAGUUGUCCGCGAGGUGCUCCACGUGGAAUUUUGCUCCCGGGAGUACAAGACUAUUCGAUCCAUUUCGAAUGCAGUUUCGCCCAAAGAUGGCGAGGAUCCUGGAGUGAGUCAGGCUCGCCUCGAGGAGAUGAUCGGCACUGCACUGGAGAGGACAGAGCACUUGGAGCAAAGUUUGGUGGCCGUGACCAAUGGGCAUUCAGCAAAGAUCUCCAGCGAGGUCUCAGAUGCCCAUGCUUACCUCCAGGCAGAGAUCAACGACCUAAAGAGUCGCAGCACAAGCUGCGAGACAAGGCUCCUGGAAGAACUGGCUCGUGUGUCGGAGGCAGGUGCUGGCCCAUCGUCAUCUCAACGGACCCACGAGUCUCCACAUGGAAUGCGAGAUUGGAAGCUGAGUCCGAGCUUGCCGAGCUUGCCGAGUCAGAAGAGUCUGAGUCCGAGCUGGCUGGCCACUUCCAGCUACAACAAACUCAUCGCUCACUACAGCAAAGAAAGUGCUUGGACCGUGGCUGGGAAUAUUUUGCAGGAGGCCAAUCAAAGACGGAUUUUUUGUGAUUUAGUCACCUACAAUUCGGUUCUUGCCUUGAAGCAAUGGAAUCGCUCUUUGCAGCUGCUGGAGCAACUGCAUCGAAUUCAACUCGAAUUGGAUUUGAUCAGCCUCAACGCAAGUAUGGCAAGUAUUGGCAGUUGUAUCAGUUGUACGAGCAACUCCGAGCAUUGGCAGAAGAAUCGUGCUUGGCAGCUAGCUUUGCAUUUGGCGUCAGUUGUUCGAGUCAGAAAACUUGAGCCGAACAUCAUCACCAGCAACAGCCUGAUAAUGGCAUCUACGCGAGCUCAAAGAUGGAGGCAAGCGCUGGAAAGCUGGGACGGUCUCUCAGAAAAUCGCUUGGAACCCACUUCAAUGAGCUACACUGCUGCCAUGAACACCUGUGAAGCAGCAGGCAAAUGGCUUCAGGCUCUCGAAUUCCUGCAGGACAUGCAGUGGCGCAACGUCACCCACGUCGUCACGCAUACGGCUGCGAUCAGCGCAUGCGGAAAAUGUGGAGAUUGGCAGGGUGCCUUGUUCCUUCUUUAUGAUAUGGAGUCCUUGCGAAUGCAGCCAACUCUAGUAUCAAUCAAUGCAGCUAUGGAUGCUUGUGCCAUAGGAAACCAGUGGUUAGCAGCGAUGGAAUUGAUGCAGUGGAGUGGAAUGCAAUGGGAUGCCAUCACGUAUAGCUCUGUGAUUUGUGCAUGUGAGUGGACUAGUGCUCUAUCUCAUCUUACUGAAGCACAUUCAAAAACCCUAGCGCAGAUGGUGCUGCAAAACUCGUGCAUUUCUGCUGUACGGGAGCAGUGGCAGCGAAGUGUUCAGUUGCUGCUCGAUGCGUUGCAGUUGGCCUUGGAACCGACACUGAACACUUUGAACGCAGCAAUGGUGGCGUGCGCGGCCGAGUGGCCUCAAUCGUUGCAACUUCUAAGCCAGAUGGGGACGGGGACUCCGCAGAAUUCCGGGAAUCCUUCAAGGUCGAACUCGGAGAUCGUGAAGCUUUUUUCAUAUCUGAAGCCUGAUGCCACAACCUUCACUUCAGUGCUGAUGUCCAACGAUGGCGAUUGGCAACGCGCUGUUCAUCUUUUCAGCAAAUUUCAGAACUUUCAGCCCGAUCUUGUGGCAUACAAUGCCUUAAUGUACGCUUGUGCCAAGGGCUUUCAGUGGGACAAAACCUUGCAAAUUCUGAAUGACCUGAAUGACCUGAACGUCAUAGGGCGUAAAGAAAGCCAUGGAAUGAAUGGAAUGAAUGGAGAUUCCAAUGAGAAGAGCUUUCUCAUAGCCAUGCACGCUUGCAAUCUGUCCAAGAAAUGGCAACACGUUCUUUUGGUCCUUGAGAAGGCCUUGACAAAUCAGAUAGCCACUCCAGCUGUCUACCACGUGGUCAUGGAAGGGAGCAGAGAACAUCCAUGGCAUGUGGUUUUAAGGUUGCUGCAUGAUAUGCGGCUGCGUGGAUUCUUGGACCGUCAGACCGUCAUCUUCGCCAUGAAACAAGUUCUCAUGGACGACGACGAUGAAGGUGAAGCCGCUUGGCUUCAGCACACAGUUCUCAUGCUCCAAAUUCAGAAGGACCUGUACCGGAAGACCUUGACGGCCUUGAAGGCCUUGAACUACCCGAAGGAUCAUGCGUCAGCGUCUCGAGCUAUCGAGGCUUUGAGGAUUUCUGGAGCCAACUUGGCGGUCGGAGUCGCAGAGAAAAGGCAAUGCAGGGACGACCAACGCAACCUGCCGGGAUUCCUGGGAGAUGCAUCUGGUGACAUGGAUAGCAACAGGGUCUCUGCGCUGCGCCCUUUUGAGCAGGUGCGCUCAGUGCCGGCGGCGUUGCGUGGCAUGGUGCAAUCAGCUUUACCACUUCCGCCUGACAUCAAGAAUCGCAAGGCCCUCAUCAUUGGUUGCAGCUAUUUCGAUUCGAAUGCACCUCUGUUGGGUGCAUUCAACGACGCUUGGAACGUCUUGAGUUUGCUGCGGCACACUCUGCAAUUCUCCGAGAGCCAGGUUCGUUUCUUGGUUGAUGGCAGCAAGAAUUGCCCAAUGCCACAGCAGCGAAGACCCACCGCAGCCGUGAUUACCGAGAGUCUGCAAUGGCUCACGCAGGAUGCCGAACCUGGAGACUCGAUCUUCCUGUACUUCUCAGGUUAUGGCCUUCUAUUGCCACAUGGUGUUGGGACCUUUGAGUCGUGCUUGGUUCCCAUUGACUAUGCCGCAAUGGCAUCACAAAAGGAUGACCUUGGAAGCGGCUACAGGCUCAUUUCGCUUAUGGAUGUAUCCAUUGCGCUCUCGAGUCUUCCUGCUGGCUGCAAUGCCACUGUGGUGCUGGAUUGCUGCCAUUCCUCACUGCCAGGUUUAGGAGCCAAGUCCCAGCCGGCCAUCUUCCAGUGGGCUCAAAUGCAGCCCCCGGCCUUCUCUGGUUUGGAGGAGGACUUGCCUGUUGGUCUCCAUCCAAGAGCCCGACGAUUGGUACUUCCCAGUGUUCCACUGGCAGGGCGAACCAUGCAGGCCACCAGCUUCGACUGCUCCUUGACUUGCUUUUCCGCAUGCCAACAGGCUCAAUGGUGUGCAGAACUCCCGAUUGAAGGAGUGAUACAAGGAGCCUUUACCUGGGCCUGGGUCAAAGCAGUGGUGGCGAAUGGUGGCUCUACGUCCCAAAUGAAGGGCUCCAUCGAGGCACACCUUGCUGACUUGCAGAAGCGCUACCGUUGGCUGGACUGGGUCCAAACCACUUAUUCCGCUUACGUUCCACUUACAUAG